This is a messenger RNA of Tuber melanosporum (Perigord truffle), 1034 nucleotides long. RefSeq lists its product as uncharacterized. The record is from RefSeq and is a predicted model, not a curated record. Gene Ontology annotation, biological process: ergosterol biosynthetic process. The transcript is spliced from 4 exons. NCBI's taxonomy places the organism in Eukaryota, Fungi, Ascomycota, Pezizomycetes, Pezizales, Tuberaceae. Bases 1 to 735 code for a protein of 244 amino acids. Gene Ontology annotation, molecular function: iron ion binding; C-4 methylsterol oxidase activity.
AUGUCGUUCGUCAUGCACGAAGUUGUUUACUUUGGCCGCUCACUCCCAUGGAUGAUUAUUGAUAGGAUUCCUUGGUUCCGAAGAUACAAAAUUCAAAACACCAAGAUUCCAACCGCAGCAGAGCAAUGGAGAUGCGCAAAGCUGGUUCUUCUAUCUCACUUCACUGUCGAGCUUCCUCAGAUCUGGCUUUUCCACCCCAUGUGCAAGUACUUCGGUAUGGAUACGGAUAUUGCCUUUCAAGUCGCCAUUUUCUUUGUUCUGGAGGAUACCUGGCACUAUUGGUCCCAUCGUGCUUUCCACUGGGGCCCACUUUAUAAACACGUCCACAAGAUUCAUCACACAUACGCGGCACCCUUCGGCCUUGCCGCCGAGUACGCUUCCCCUAUCGAGGUUAUGGCUCUUGGUUUUGGGACUGUCGGUAUGCCAAUGGUAUGGUGCAUGGUUACCAAAGAUCUUCAUAUUCUCACGGUCUAUAUCUGGAUUGUUCUUCGGCUCUUCCAAGCCAUUGAUGCCCAUUCUGGUUACGAAUUCCCCUGGAGUUUGCACCACUUCCUUCCUUUCUGGGCCGGCGCCGAACACCACGAUGUUCACCACGAAAAGUUCAUUGGCAAUUAUGCGAGUUCUUUUAGGUGGUGGGAUUACCUUCUCGAUACCGAGGCUGGUCCGGAGGCUGCUAAGAAGAGGCGUGAGAAGAAGCUGGCCAAGGAAACUGCUAAAGCUAGAAAGGCUCUGUAGGCUGGUUACAAGCAUUAUCUGUUGUCGCGGUGGGGUUUUUGGGAGCUGCAAAGUAUUACAUCACUAAUUCUGUUUUUUGUUUUCAUGGUUACGGCGAUUGGGGGGUUGGCCUUACUCAAGGAGAUGGAGAGGUCUUUCCACCCCCAAGUAGGGUCUUUAGGAGAACUGGUGUUUUGCUAAUUUUACUUUUUCUUGUUCAUGAAACCGCUGUUAAUAUCGGGUGGCGGAUUGGAUGCCGGAUCACCUGAAAAUAAUACCUCUGUACAUGUUUGGGCUGAAUAGAUAAUUAUGGGCUUUCA